GUUUUGUUAGCAAGUUUGUUUUGGUCUGUUAUCAUGAAGAGAAGUUUGAUUCCGCUGAUUUCUAUGGGUGCAAUAUUUUUGGUUCUGGUUGGGGCCUGUCUUGUGAUUUUACUCCAAAAAGGCAAGUGCUUUAACAUUUUUUUCCAGUCGGUAAACAAAUAUCGGAAAACAAAGGCGAGUGAAUUGGCACGCUAUUCUGCCAUGCACUUCUACUAACUUCCUGUCGGGGUUUACAACAGUUUUACUAGGUUAGAGAUUAUACUUUCAGGUUAUUUUUGCAAAAGGAAGUUGUCAGUUUAAGUAAGAUUAGUCUCGAGCCCAUUUGUAGGAAAAGGCUCAUUUCCAGGCGUUAAGAUCUUUACGUGACGUGUAUGAGACUAUGGGGACCUUUAAUAUGUGAAUAUCAAUGUGAAGGGCAAACCCUACUCGGUCUUCAGUAAAUCAGCAUGGUCCGCGCUGCCGCACAUUAAAUGGAUGAGUCACUGUUGCUGGCAAGGAAAAUAGAUUUCUGUCCAUCGGUAAAUAGAUCCUUUUUCUAAGGAAAGUCAGUCGGAUUUAUCAGUAUACAAAUGUGGUCUCUGACUCUCGGAGCUCUAUAUACCGUAUUUAUUCGAAUAAGCGCCCAACCUCGAAUUAGCGCCCACCUCGAAUAAGCGCCCAUACUAAAGGCAGAAAAAGUUAAUAAGCGCCCAGCCUCGAAUAAGCGCUCACCCCCUCCUCCUCCCAAUCAAACUCAAAUAAGCGGUCACCCCCACCCAACCCACUUGAGUGAAUAAAUUCUAAUAAGAGACUUCCCCCAGGGCGGACUUUUCUUCAAAGUAUUUUACAGAAAUCUUGCUUUGUUACUUCUUCGCGUUUUGUUAUUAGCAUUUAUUGUUUUGUUGCAAAAUAAACACACUUUACUUGCUGAAAAUGAUGAAAAUUUAAUAAGCGCCCAGCCUCGAAUAAGCGCCCACCUCGAAUAAGCGCCCACCCUCAAGGUCUAAAAAUUUAAUAAGCGCCCAGGGCGGUUAAUCGAAUAAAUACGGUAGUCCAUUAUACUCAAUGGCCUGUGAGAUUUGUGCCCAUUAUCACUUACCCUGUUCUCAGGCGAUGGAUUGUAAAAAAGAAACAUUUAAAAUUUAUAGACCUAAGUCACUUUUAGAGUCUUUAGAUUCUUUGUAACAUUUUUACAGAAGUAUAUAAAAAAAUGGUCAUGGUUUUGGAAAGGUUCUAAGGUUUUCGUUACAUGCUGAAAUUAUCAUCUUUGAUGAAGUUAUUUCGGUUUACGUCACCCAGAGUCAUUCGCCGCCCUGCCUAUCGCUCGAAAUGUUAGCUUUGAUUCCUAGUUUUUCGCUGGCACCAUGAAAUACCUUAUCGCCAUUUCUGAUAAAAACAAUUUUUCUUUCACCUCUAAUUAUUGUUGGUAAAAGUCUGACCCGUUCAGAGAUCUAACAAAACUGAUGCCGAACCUCUGUACAAGCCACAUUUCAGUGGGGACCGUCUGCUACCGAUGAAACAGUCCUGAAACAAACUGAGAGGGAAAGACGAACUUUUUUAUCAACUCAUGACUUUUCCAUUCUGUAACAAAGAGACUUAUUUGUAUCUCAGUGAUGCACUUUACAUUUACAUACCAAGAUGAUUAUACUAUUCAUUUAUCAGAAACUAUUUUAUCUCGAAAAAAAAUCAUGAUUAAGUUUAAUAGCAUUGUAACAAGUGUUUGCUUACUUACUUAACUCAAAGCCAACAAACGUAACGAUUAGCGAGAUCAAGUGGGAUUACAAACAAGAACCUUUAUUUUUAGAUUGCUUUUGUUGCCCGCCGGGUACCGCUAUACACUGGCUUCGGGCGUUACUGACGGCUCAACUACUAUAUACCUCCCACAUCACUUAACCGAGCACGCAACGGACGGAUGUUAAUGGACCAGGGCUCCGACGCUCAAAUACAUACGUUCCUAUGAUAAAAAGGAUUACUUCUGCAGACAUUCGUUUAAUUAUACUCCGUCAGGUAAUUGACUUAAGACGGACCUCAAUUCAAAAUUUUCACCCGCAGCAUUGUCUGAACAUGUAGAGUUACCAACAGUUUUCCAGUUUGCUUUAAUUUCACGGUUUCAAGAUGAAAGGCAUCUUGUGUUUUAGGCGGAAAUUCAUUGGGAAAGAAGUGUUUUGUUGAUCACUGAUGAUUUCCCAGUUGUCGGCUAAGCUCAGACUUACUUGAAAUGGAGGUUCAAUGUGCCUCAUCUUUUAAAAUAUCCUUGAUAUUCUUUUCGGCUCGAUAGACUGGAUAGAGUAUAAUCUCUUUCAGCUCCUUUCGAAACUAUUUUUCUCUGCAAUGCCCCCGGAAUCCUAUAAGUAACUAUACAUUUUGCUUUUUAUUGCGGCUGUUUUAAUAGAUAUAAAUUAUUCUAUUCAGUUAAAAAAAUAUAUAGGAAGGUUCAAUAGGAUCAGGAACGCGAGAGCUAUGUUUAAACAAGCACAUCAUUUACCUGUAAACCCCAACUCAUCUGGUACGAUAUCAUUUCAUUGCUAACAAAUCUGAACAGUUAUUUUGAUAUCGAUUUUUUGACGACGACUAGUCCGUUUGACAGUCACAGUUAUUAAGGCGGCCGACUCAGUCAGUUUAAGAUAAUUUCUGUUAUUCUUUGGAAGUGUGCCGCUUGUAUUGAGAAGUGGAUAAUUGGUUAUUCUUGAUAAUUACAAACCACUUUUCAUAACAAUCGAUCAGUGAUUCAGUGGUUCGAUGUGAUUCACUAAUUUUAAUAAUUUAUAACAGUUUUUGAUGCAUGAAAUAAGGUUCGAAAGUAGAAUCACCACGACACGCAUUUAUGGAAUGUUACAGAUUUGCAAUGAAAAUCGACCAUGACAAAUUAAAAUGAAGACAUCAUCCGCUUAGUAACCCCGGAAGCAAAAUUAACGCAUAUGUUAUUUCCUUCCCAGGAAUGUUUCUUUGCCUGGGUAGAAUUUUGGGAAUUAUUGUUGGGAUAAGGGCUAGAUGGUUUAACCCUGUCGACUUUGUGUCCUAUAGUGUUUUUUCCACCUUGUAGCUAUAUUUGUUUUGCAUACUAAAUCUGCAAAUAAAAAAUAAAUAUGUAAUAAGACGUUGGAUUCACCGCAAAAAAAGCUUGGUAUGCUCGGAUUGAGCUUCCAGAGGUUUCCUUUCAUCUUCACCCUUAAACAAACAUGAGCCACAAGUUUAUUUUGCUAUAAUAAUGGAAUGAUAAAACACUAAAAAGCAUCAACAAACAAGGCUCAGAGAACAGGUUGUCUCAAAUAAGCAGAUUAAAGAUUAACGGAGAGGAUUAACAAUCUCAGAUCGUUAAUCCUUGCGUCGUUAUCAUCUGGUCCCCCUGGGCUUCCGUAGUAAUCAGAUGGAAAGCAAUUGUAGGAAUUUUUUUAUUAAAGUUGGCACUAUGACUUUUUUAAUACAGAUAGAUCCAGCAAAGACACAACUUCUGAAAACACGGUGAUGCUAUCUAGACGACCAGUCAAAUAUGAACAACAUGAAGAACAAGAUUUUCCUGUCGACGUGGGCUCAUUGAACAGACCUGAAGCUAGUAGGAACUCCACACAUAAAGAACAUUAUCGACGUUUUUGUCGCACUUGCUGUCAGACCCCACCGUAAGUUAUGUUUGGGUUAACACUGGAUUAGUCUUUAAGAGGCUUUUUCACACAAUGUGCUACCUUCUUAAAAAGCGUGUCUCCACUUCACUUGAAUUCCAAAAGUAAUGGAUCAGACUACAUGAAGGCAUUGAAACUGUUUCCUGUCUUCUGUUGCUAUCGAUGACUAGAGUCGAUAUUGCUAUGCCCAGGCGCGGAUCUAGGACCUUGCCAGGGUGCGAACGAGGUUGAUCUGGAUGUGGAAAUAACUGUGGGAAUGUUGAUUAUAAAAAGGGUUUUCCAUGUAUGUACUGAACACGACUAACACAACCUCGUUCCCAGGUUCUUUCUCCUGCCGGCCUCUCUCGGCCUUCUCGCUUCGUAGGGACGGGUAGGAGAGAACCCUGGGAAUGAGGUUGUGACCAUUAAAUGUUGCUGGUUUGUUAACAGGUGUUGGUACAAAAACCACAAGGAGUGUGGCAAAUGUGCUGAUCAGUCAAAAACAAGACAAGGAGUAUCAUCACGGCUUCUCCGGAAAUCAUUCAAAAAGGCGGCACGCCAUCACAGAAGAGAGCAGAUAAGAAUGCAGGAAAACAAUCUGAUGCACUGA
Molecule: messenger RNA, 4185 nt
Organism: Porites lobata
Lineage: Eukaryota; Metazoa; Cnidaria; Anthozoa; Scleractinia; Poritidae
Source: the annotation of a GenBank genome assembly